Messenger RNA from Sparassis crispa, 1524 nucleotides. RefSeq lists its product as hypothetical. The coding region runs from base 1 to 1524 and encodes 507 amino acids. The transcript has 6 exons. The record is from RefSeq and is a predicted model, not a curated record. Lineage: Eukaryota; Fungi; Basidiomycota; Agaricomycetes; Polyporales; Sparassidaceae.
AUGUGCAGUUCAGGCGUCUUUCAUUCAGCUCCAGGUCCAGCGACUCCUUCGAGCAUAUCAGGCUCUGGGAGGACAACGAUUCCUCCAGCACGACUUCUGUUGAGUCCUCAAACAACAUCCCCAAACUCCGAGAAGCACCUGUAUUACUUCGGUCUCUGCGGCAACAGACACCUUGGCCCCAAGCUCGUCUUCAGGACGUCUACGGAUGUCUUCACGCCGCCUACUGGGCCAGAGCACGACCCUCGCCUUAUGCAGCUUCUUGGCGUCUACAACCACGACAAACUGGGCCAGGACAACCUUUGGGCAACUAUUCGUGAGGAGGUUGUUCAACUCCUCGACAAUCGAGAGAUCCAGCAGACCUCCGUCGACCUUGUCCGCUUCAGGUGGGAUGAGCAGAACUCGGAUGGCGGCAGAGAGACAGUUACCAGUUGCGUCACGAUCUGGGUCGGAGUGCUGCCAGAUAGUACCACCGGCGACACCGCGUUCAAGUCCUCUAAGGACAUCCUCCAACUCCUCAAGCAACACAGCAUUCACGACAUCGACGUGGCGUAUCGUGAAUCGGUGGCCCAGCCUUUCACUGGUCCCGAACUCCUGCCCAUCGCCGGCUUGGAGACGCUGCACAUGCAAGGGACGUUAGGCUUCUAUUUCCGAGUCGGCGAUGAUCUCUACGGCGUUAUGGCAUGCCACAUGCUGUUCCCCGCGGAUCAAGGCAAUAGUUCUUACACCUACAUCGCCGGGCCCAAGAAGCAGGUCAUCCUCAUGGGCAACAGAGCUUUCGACCACUUUCUAGCAUCCAUUCAGGCCAAAAUUGGCAACCAGAACACCACCGUCACCUUCUUGGAGAAGCAUGCUGCGGCGUACAAGAAGAAGGCUGAUGCCAGUAACGAGCAAGGGGCAACAGAGCUGGUGGCCACCAAAGAUGACAUGAAGAACAGAAAAAAGGCGAUCGAGGCCCUCAAGGCAUUCUUCAUCACGAUGAAGAAGAACUGGUCUGAGGUGAACGACCGCAUCAUUGGACAGGUUGUCUGGGCACCUCCGAUCACUGGUCUUAAUGCCCCUCACGGCUACACCAAGGAUGUUUGCAUCAUCAAGCUCGACAAGAAGAAAUUCUGGCCAAACUUCAUGGGGAACGUCAUUGAUUUAGGCACUGAAAUCGACCCCAGCACGUUUAUGAGCUUAAUAGGCAUUCUCACUGCUGCUCAGAUACGUCAACCCAACAAUCAGGACUUGAAGGGUGACCCCGUGCGAUUCGUGAUCAAAUGCGGUCACACCACAUUCACCACGAUUGGUCAUCUUGCUGGGUUCGAGUCUCAUCAGCGCCGCUACAGCCUCGUCGGCACCUUCAAUUCCAUCGAAGCUGCAAUUUACCCCUACGAUAACGACUCCAGUCCAUUCUCCAGAGGUGGGGACUCUGGGGUCCUUAUUGCCAGUCCCAAAGGCGAGUUCGCUGCCCUCCUCAGCGGUGGCACUGGUCUGACCGACUCGUCUGACAUCACCUACGGCACCCCGAUGUACUGGCUCUGA